UUUACUGUUUAGUGCCUGUAUGAAGUUUAUUUAGUGCUGCUUAUGAAAUUAGAGACCGGGCUUGUGACUAGCUUAACUAAAUGCUAAUUUGUCUCUAAUCGAUUCAUAUGAGUGCUUAGUUUUAAAAAUCUUGUUAUAACAAGUAACACUAUGUUGGGAAAAGUAAUAGAUACACUUUGGAGCGAAUAUGUGUGGUUGCCGCCGAACGUAACAUGGUCAGAUAUAACGCCUGGACCGGAAAAGACAGUGAAUUAUACGAACCCUAAACAUGUGUUUUUUCCAAUACCGUUAGCUUUAGCUUUCAUAUGUCUUCGAUAUGUUUUAGAAAGGGUAGUGUUUGCGCCGUUCGGGAGAUACCUGGGCAUCAAUGCAGCGAGGCCCAGACGUGCGCCCGACAAUCCUAAACUAGAAGCAGCCUAUAGAUUGGCGCCAAAGAACGUGAACCAACUAUGCGGGCUAGCGAAGCAGCUGGAUAUGUCGGAGCGGCAGGUGGAACGCUGGUGGCGUCUCCGGAGGAGCCAGGAUAAGCCCUCGACUCUGGUCAAGUUCUGCGAGAACGCGUGGAAGUUCACAUUCUACGUGUUCAACUUCAGUUUCGGCGUUAUAAUACUCUGGGACAAAGUGUGGCUCUGGAAUAUUGAUCACUGCUACAUUGGAUACCCUCAUCAGGGCGUGACGAACGACGUGUGGUGGUACUACAUGGUAUCUUCAGCGUUCUACUGGUCGCUGACUAUAUCCCAGUUCUGGGACGUGCGCCGCAAGGACUUCUGGCAGAUGUUCAUCCACCACAUCGCCACCAUCGCUCUGCUCUCCUUCUCCUGGGUCUGCAACCUGCAUCGUAUCGGGACCUUGGUGUUAUUGCUGCAUGACUGUGCUGAUAUAUUUGUUGAGGCAGUGAAAGCAUCGAAGUACGCCGGUUACCAGAGGCUGUGCGACACGUCGUUCCUGGCUCUCAUCGUGGUGUGGAUCUCGACGCGAGUGGGCAUCUACCCAUUUUAUAUCAUAUGGAGCACUUCGGUCCGGGCUCCCGAGCUGGUGCCCAUGUUCCCGGCGUACUACAUCUUCAACUCGCUGCUGUGUCUUCUGCUGGUGCUGCACAUCGUGUGGACGGCUCUCAUCCUGCAGAUCGCCUACAUCACCAUCCAGGCCGGCCAGAUGGAAGGUGACAUCAGGAGCUCUUCAGACCUGAGUGACGUCACAACGCGCUCCAACGGGUCUGCCAACGGUGAUCUCCACGCAAAGAGAAAAUAAAUCACUCGGGGCUCACCACUACCUGGAACCUGGACCUCGUCUACCCUAACUGUAUCGGCUCGUACAGACAGCAUACGUCACAUUCACUUGUGAAUUGAAUUAAUCUCAAACAACACAACUUAACUGAAUUACCAACGAUAUUGUAUAACAAAUGGCAGCUCGUUUUAUAAAUACCUGAUUGUUUUUAAUUGUUCCGUAAAUAGAUAGUUAUAUAGUUUACCUCGCAGGCAGGGACCGACCAGCCUUAUCAAAAUUCAAGUUUAAAUUUUCGAAAUGAAUAGUAGAUUGUUAACCGAGGGUCAGAAGAAUCAAUUCCCGAGGUAUUUAGAUGCCCGAGCGCAGCGAGGUCGGCUAUAGUCCGAGGAGGAAUUGAUACUUUUACCCGAGUUAAACACUCUACUUUUCAUUUCGAAUAUGAGGAAAAUAAAACUAGUUGUUUAUCUAAGCACAGAUUAGUAUCCCGCCAAAUUAUUAGAAUUACCGCGCAAUUCUUGCGGCUAUAUUUAUGCGGUUGCCGCUCAAAGAAGUUUGCGCUAAGUUCACACUGGCUGUUUAGAAAGUUACAUGGCCGCAGCAUUUUUUUAAAUUAGUUCUUUUUUACAUAAAACUAUUCACAGCAGUUCUAUUUUUAAAAUUCAUUCCGGCCCUUAGGUGGGAAGUAAUUUGUGUGAGUUUUUCCCUCUGUAUGCAGGGAAGCAGCAUUUUCCACCCAAUAAUCAGAUCAAACAACAUUACUUUCCGAGUAUGAGAAAUGAAAAUAAUUUUUCAUUGUUAUGUGUCACCGAAUUAAAUUGGAAUCUGACACCCGUCUAGGGUUGCCAACAUUACACUAAAAUAGAGUUUUAUACUCUAUAACUCUUUUCAGUAGUCUUUUUUUUACACAAUGUAGUAAACAUUACUAGUGUGUCAUGUAAUAUUAUGCAAACCCAUUAUCAUAACCAAAAGAAUCGACUAUUUACUGUUAAUAUGUUGGUAUCAUCAAUUACCCAAGCCACAUUCGGAUGUUUCUAAACGCAGCUUUUCUUUGGCGUUGCUGCUGUGGGUUCUCUCUGCAUCUUCUACCGCAUUUAUCACGGGGAGUGCUCAGAGGAGCUGUUCGGAUUGAUUCCAGCGGCCGAAUUCCACCACCGGACAUUACGUGCAAAGUACCACGUCUGGCAUUCCACAACCGCGCGUUUUGCAAGAAAUUUCUUGCCUCGCACAGCAACUUUGUGGAAUCAGUUUUGCCGAACAGAUACGACUUAGGGACCUUCAAGAAAAAACCAUACUCCCAUCUUAAAGGCCGGCAUCGCAUUUCUUGACACUUGUUGUUGCGGAUGUCCAUGGGUGGUUGCCUCACCUCCCCCCAUCCCGUGAGCCUCUUGCCCGUUUGCCCCUUCUAAAUGAAGGCCAUUAAUAUCAUUAUGUCAUUAAGUGUGGCACGCUUCUUAAUAGUAUAAAAUAAAUAAUACUCUUUUUUGAAAGUCCGUAUUCUUUAUUUACCUCCUUUGAAAUCAGAUAUACUCUAUUUCCUCCAAUAAAAGUUGCCAACCCUACAUCCGUUCAGAAAAGAUAAGCAUGAGAGGAAAAAUAAAAAAAACUCGGUGACAUUCAUUUCAAGUUGGUGCAUUACUCUCGAAACAUAUUGUGACGCAUAUUAUAUGUAUAUGAACUAUGAAGGCAUAUAAAAGGCAUUUAUUUUUUCAAAAUUGAUUCCUUCAGAAUUCUUUUUGAUAUCAUUUCUAAUAUAGAAGACACUAAUACCGCUUCGGAAACAAAUUGCGCUCUGAGAGAGAAGAAGCGGCGCAAGAAUUUUUAUUCAAAUAUACAAUAUUGUACUGUCAUUGCUUUUAUUAUAAAAUAAUCAGAAUCUAGUACCAGGCUGUCGGAACACUUAGAUAUUCCGCUGUGGAGUAGUAGGAUUUGCGACAGAGUCAUUUUUUAAUAAAACAUUUAUAUUUAUUUAUAGAUAAUGCCUGAACAGCGGCUGGGACUUUAUUAUUAAAAUGUAUACAUUUACCAUUAAAGCUAUUAUGUAUCUUAUGUAUAUUGUUUAAGGCCAUUAUCCCAAGAAAUCGCAUAACUGAAACCAUUUCUUGACGUAAACCGUCAAGAAAUAGUUUCAAUGUAGAUAAAUAGUUAUUAAUUGUACACCAAUACUUUUUAACAUAACAUAGUGUUGUUAGUUUGUCUAAAUUGUAUUAUGUUUGUAAUAAAUUAAAAAUGCUUCUAUUUCUGACUUAAAACGAUGGCGAUCUUGUGCGAGAGAGGUAAACUAGCUCCGUUCGAUUCCUCAAGGCCGUUGGCAUGUAUUAAACCGGUUGCAGACGGAAAACUAAGCUAUGCCAAGGCUAAUUAAACUAAGCUAUGCAAGCUAGGCUAAGCUAAGCUAGAAAUAAAUAGCGUGCAAACCAACAGCUAAGCCAAUGCUCAGUCAGUGUUGCUUAGUUGCUGGCGAAGGAUGUCCAAAGGGUGCGCGGGGUAGUGGGAGGUUCUUAGCUUAGCUCGUGUAGCUGCGCAUCGGCAUACACAACUAACUUACCUUCGCAUAUUUUAGUUAGCUCAUAUAGCUUAGUUCGUAUAGUUUGCGGUCUGCACACAAGUAUGGAAAACUGCGUCAGCUAUACGAGCUAAGCUAAACUAACUUAGCUUAGCUCUUGUUCUGCAACCCGUAUAAUGUUGUUGAUUCAAUUGUAAUGACAAUAACCAUAUUGAUGUUUAAUACUCAUUUGUAUCAAAGUUAAAUUUUAUGUGAAAUUUGUUUACGUUUUCCGAGCUCAUCUGAUUUGUGAAGAAUUAAUUGUAUGCAUGUCUGACACUGACGUCAACUUACGGGUGCUUGAGUUAGAAUAGAACCAAAGAUUGUUUAAUAUUAUUGGGUAUUGAAAUGUAACAAAAAGAUUCAUAUUUGUAUAGUUCUGAUUAUUACAUACUUCAAACAUUUGUGUUAUAAAAUGAACAAUACAAAAUAUAUAAUGAUGGUUGUAGUGUUCGAUGAUAUUAUCAUAUAUAAGAUCAACAUAUAUGAGACGAGUAUACCGCGCAUGGUGACAGCUAGAGUGUGUGUGAGCCAUCACGUAACAUGUAUGGAGUUCUGUUGAUCACCCGGGAUCAUUAUUGUACUCUGGUCAGUGGGACAAGACCCUAGAUAUAAACAAUUCUGUAAAUUUAACAAACUCUCCCUUAUACAUCCGUCGAUGUAUAAUUCUAUAGUCUUCGUGAUUUAGUAUAGCGACGUUCCGUCACUCAAUGUCAUUUCAACAUGACAUUAUAACAAUAUCAAAGAGAAUAAAUAACAUUUUCACUGUUUUGAUGUUGGUCAUUAUAAUGUGUGUAGCAUACGCUCGGGAACGCUCUGUUUCUAACAAUAUUUAGUUCACCACAAUAAAGGACACUUAAAAGAGACGCCAGUAGAACAUGCAAUAAAACAGGACAUAAUAUUUUAUCAUUUAAUUCAAUUAGAGCAUAGUUUCUCAACCUUAUUUUGCUCACCGCUUACUGUGAGAAUAUGUUUUUUUUCUAGAGUAUUUUCGUGUAUUUUUUUGUCUUUUUAGACUAUAUUUUUUAAUCUACCCACGCCCCAUCUGGGCCAUCUCAAUGCCCCCUAAUUAUCUCUGGGUCUUCUACUGCCCCCCCGAAAGUCUCAAACGCCCACAAGGGGGCGUUAUCGCCAACGUUUAGAACCUAUGAAUUGGAGAUUUGAAACAAAAUUAUAAACUAAAGAUUUAAAGACUUGUUGACUAUAGUAUUAUAACUUUUUUUAAUUUAAGAUUCAAUUGUUCAAAGUAAUCAGUCCUGUUUCAAUGACAGUGGAUCAUCUGACGUCACUAACAUGGCGGCCCGUCCCUGUCUCAGCGCUCAGCCAUUAUAAUUAAAAAUUUAAAUAUUUUCUCUAUGCUAUUUGGAACGUUCUGUAUAAAAUUGAUACUUAUAUUUCUACUAUGAAUGUUUGAUAACACCUCGAAUAGAUAAAAUGUGUCAUUCUUAAUAUUGUUCAGAACGGAGUUUUGUUCGACCUUCACUUUUCUAAACAGACGAUCGUAUUCCAUACUGUGAGAUGAGGCCAUAUGUCUGGCGCCUGCCAUCAUCCCGCCACUUCAGUGAUAGAGUUGGAAGAAGGUGUAAUAUUGUUUAUGUACACCCAUGCCUUAAAUGCUCUAUUAAAGAUUCUAAAACAGUUAGCUUAUUGCCAACAUUAAAACACCCAAUGUCCUAAUAACCAUUACAUCAUCCAAACGAGUGUUGUAAUGAAAUCCAGUACAACAAUACAACACUCGUUUGGUUGAUGUAAUGGUUACUAGGACUGGCUUUUUUAAUGUUAGCAGUAAGCUGUUUCAGAAUCUUAUAUGUAGAGGAUUCAUAUUAUUUGACAAUUAGGUAUUGAAACACUCAUGUGAUACUAUUAUCACACACACCACAUUCGUGUUUUAAUACCCCUUAUUACACAACAGUUGCAUAAAAAUCUAUUACCUGUCUUAUUCGAAAGACACAUAAGCUGGAGUAUCUCAGUAUAAUUCUCUCGCAACGGCUUGCGGUAAGCGGUGCGACUUUUCGGAACACCACGAGUCAGAGCAUCUUACACACUGUUAGUAAAUAGUGACGUCACUGUCAGCUAUUAGAAAGUAGCGACCGGUCUUGUGAAUAAUACCAUGUGUAUUGCCGAGGACGAUACCGCCUCACGUAGUUAUAACUGUUAUGUCCAGUUGCAGAAAGCUUUUUUGCUUUUUUAAAGUUUAUGUUCCGUUAUAUCACAUGCUAUCUUUAAUAAUAAUAUUGACACACUCUUACACAAUUAAUUAUCUUGCCCCAAACUAGGCAUAGCCUGUACUAUGGUUACAAGACAACGAUAUAAUAUUUAAAACAAUAUACAUACCUAAGCAUACAUAAAUACAAAUAAACAUCCAUGACUCGGAAACAAACAUUCAUAUUUAUCAUAUAAAUGUUUCUACCUACCGGUAUUCGAACCCGGGACCUCUAGCUCAGUAGGCAGGGUCACUAACCACUGGUCGAAUAGUUUGACUGUCAAAAUGAAAAUGAAAGUGACGAUAUUAUAUUUAAUGAAACAUUAACUUUAAUGAUGCUUUCAGCAACUGGCGAUAAGUAAUUAAUGUCGUUUGUUGAGUAUAUUUUGAUUAACUUACUAUACAUAGUAAUAAUGAUUGUUCUCCAUAACUUCGUGUGUUGCCAUAUCAGUUGGCAGCUGCGGAGUGACAUCUGAAAUACCUACUGACUAGCUUCCCUUAUUCUUCGAUAUAUUUAUUAUUGAUGUGAUACUGAGUGUCUGUACAUUUUUAUAUGAUAUAUAAAUGUUUUAGAUGUAAAUACUUGUUGUGGUUUCUGCUUACUAUAUGUGUCUUUAUACUAUAAAGGGGUAGAUUGUUUGUAGAAGGUAAUAUUAUAAUACAGAUCCUAUUUUGUACGCGGUAUAUUUUUAUAUUUUUUUUGUAUGUAAAGCUCUUUUCAGACAUUGCUAUACUAUUGUGAUAUAUAGUAUAGCAAAUAAGGACCUAAUGCUAUACUAUAUAGCAUGGCGUUCACAUUACCCGAUAUAAUCGAAAGCAGACGUAUUGUGAUACGCAAAUAAGAUGAAAAUACUACUAAAUAAAUAAGACAGCCUAAGUAAAAAUUGAACUUUAGUUAAGUAUGAAACGUGCAGUUAUUUGACAUAAGUUUGAAAUAUUAGUAAUUACAGUAUCGCGAUUGGCCACGAAGUAUAAUCCGGCUAAGUUUGAAAGCGAACAGUUGCUUAGCGUGGAUUUCGGCUAUCCCUUUUUUUUUAGAAGAUUAUAGCUGUCAAUCUGUCAAUGACUGCACGUUUCAUACAAUCGAGUGAAUCACUUUUUUCUUACAGAGUUUCACAAGGCUGGGGAUUUGUUUCGCUUGCGGGACAUUAAUAUAUCGUACGGUGAAGUGUGAACGUGUCCUUAAUAAUCUAUGUUGCGCGAUAUUAUAAUGCUAUGAACUAUAUUCUAUUAUAUUAUAGCGUAGUCUGAAACGAGCCUACUGUUUUACUUGUCUAAUAUCAUUGAUCAUGUUUGGUCGUGGGUCAUAUUAUGUAUGUCAACGGACAGAUAGAUGGAUUUGGUGGCAUUUCUAAGUGAAACUUUAUUUUUGUUAACCAAUAUUCUGAAAAUAGUACACACUACAUUCCAAGCGCGUCAGUAACUAAAUAACCACAACGCUAAGUAAUGAAAUGCUACUUAAUUCACCAGUAGGUACCACAUUGUACCACAAAAUAAAAUAUUACUAUUAUUGUAUCGGGCUUUCUUUGCGAAAAUACUUUAAAAAUAUUAUCCGCUUAAUGUUAUGUCGUUGUCCUAAAUCUGUUACUUAUUAUUUAAAUGUGUUAGGGUAUACACAGAAGACACCCUCACUAUGUAGUGUGAACUGUCUAUUAUUAAAUGGCUUGGCGCUAGUUGAAUUGCUUUGUAGUGAACGAAUUUGUCGUUAGUUUAUUUAAUUGUAGAGUUUAAGUUUGUAUCAUAAACGAAUUUAAUUUAAUCCUAACAUCGACAUUAUAACCCAUUCAAUUCCUAAUAGCCAUUCGCGUGCCGUUGAGCGACGCACGAGAGCUCACGGUCACGCUCACUGAGAGCUCACGGUCGCGGUCACUGAGAGCUCAUGGUCGCGGCCACUGAGAGCUCACGCUCUGGGUUACUGAGAGCUUACGGUCACACAGUCGCGGUCGUCACAAACAGAUUCUACAAAUGAGUUAUCUUGAGGGUUAAUUCCGCCAAUAUUUGUCUUCAAACAAUUCGAUUAGGAGAUGUUGACUUGCCAAAGUCUGGCACGAGACUCAGUCUACUACUAGUCUAGUCGGACGAGGCGUCCUCGGGAGAAACUCUGGCAUGAGACACUAGUCUUGUUUGGCGAGGCAAAAUCUCCUGAGGAUGCCUCGUGUAGAGGCGAAACACUUGUGGAAUUCGUUGAAGACAAAUAUUAGCGGAAAUUACACUCACAAAACAUUUAGAUAGUUAUGAAAUUCCGUUAAGUGACGCCUACUUCAAUAAAAAGUCACAACAAGUGAUAAGUGAUCGCUACUGGCGGGCCACCGUGGAUCUAUUAUCCUUUAUUCGUAUCUGAAAGUAGGCCCUUUAUUAGGUGUUUAUGAUGGCCGAUGAAAUCUAAUUAUUAUUAUUUAUAAAUGUUCGGGUUAAUUUUUUGAACUGUUUAAGGUUCAAUGACCACUUAUAACGGAUGUCGGCGAAGGAAAGAGAUCGAACGAAAGAGUUGGAGCGAGAUAGAAAGAGGUCGUUGUUCGUGUUGGUUAUGUUUUAUGGAGAGGCUUUACAUUACGAGUGCUCAAGUUUUAUUGCAUUCGUAUUGGCAUUGUAACUUGAAUAGUUCAUAGUUAAGUUCAUUAUGUUUAUUUGUGUGAAAAUUAAUUUAAGUUCAAUUCUUAAGAAUAUUAUAAAUAUGUUGUAAUAUUAAAUGAAUGUUUUACUGUGUAUCUUCAAAUGCAAACAGUUUAAUAAAAAGAUUACUCAUAUGGGUUUACUGUUCACGGAUUGUCUAAAUGAAAUGAAUAUUUUGAUUAAAUACUGCCCAAGUCUAUUGUCCUCCUGUUAAGAGUUUUGUUCGUAUAAUGUCAAGAAAAAUUAUACAAAAUAUACCUUUAUUACAAUUCAA
This is a messenger RNA of Leptidea sinapis, 8859 nucleotides long. RefSeq names its product ceramide synthase 6-like. The transcript is spliced from 8 exons. Gene Ontology annotation, biological process: ceramide biosynthetic process. Gene Ontology annotation, molecular function: sphingosine N-acyltransferase activity. The record is from RefSeq and is a predicted model, not a curated record. Bases 151 to 1251 code for a protein of 366 amino acids. Gene Ontology annotation, cellular component: membrane. NCBI's taxonomy places the organism in Eukaryota, Metazoa, Arthropoda, Insecta, Lepidoptera, Pieridae.